AUGCCGUAUCUGGAGAAUUUGGUCCUCGUCGACGCCAUCGCGCCUUCUUCCACAACACACGUUUCUCCCAUUUUGUUUCCUUACCUCUCCCGCCUUCGACUUCGCGCGAGGCUGGACGAUAUCUCAGCAUUUCUUUCUUGUGCCCAAUUUCCUUCUGGCUGUACUCUAUCUUUGACCUGCUACGACAUCCGCGAUGGCAGGGAAUUCCAGCGACUCAGGGAGGUAUUUUUGACUCGCUGGGCUUCCAGCGUCUCUCCAUCGGAAUGUAGCCCAUACUCCUCCCCCUUUAUCGUCGUCUCUGAUGGCCGCAACCUCACCGUCACCAACAAUCUGGUCAGUGGGGAGCACAGAUAUCACGAUGACGACGAUGGAGUCCCUCCCACAUCGACCCCAGUUGAGCAAACCCAAGCUCGACAAGCACAGUUCUAUCUUCAACUCUAUCCGAAAUUCAAAUUCGACCACUACUCGAAGCAUGAUUGGCCCAAACUCCUUUCCUCGCUUCUCAACUCCGACGCAAUGGUUAGCGUUAUCGCAGACGCGACGUGUUUCCAGCUCGGGUUACCGUUCAUCCCAAUCGUGCUUGUAGAAAGUCUCAAGAUGGCGAAGCGGGCGACUCAUCUGGUCAAUGUGGGAGAACUGGCGCUCGUGGCUCUAUAUCCUAUUCUUCGCCGCGAGUUGGCAUCCCCUUCUUCCUUUGGGAUGGGUGUUAUGACAGUCACCUCCCCAGGGUCCACCGACGACUGCAUUCUUCCAGCACUCAAGGUCCUUCGUAUCGAAGCACGCACUCUUCAUUCUCAUUACCUUCCCGUGGUGGUCUUGGCGCUUUCUCGACGCUCUUUGGGAUGGGGUGGAAUUAAGCGGAUCGUAGUUGGAGGGUUUGCAUUUGGGACUCAGGCGGGUGGGGAAGAGAGGGAAGAGAGAUUGCUGACGCGAGGUGCGCUAUUGGACGUACCAUGGGAAGUGAAUAGCCCUACCUUACGGACUCUAGCCGAGUAUGGCGUUCAAGUGUUCCACACCAGUUUGUAUUCAUAG
Molecule: messenger RNA, 1032 nt
Organism: Coprinopsis cinerea okayama7#130
Lineage: Eukaryota; Fungi; Basidiomycota; Agaricomycetes; Agaricales; Psathyrellaceae
Exons: 1
Coding region: 1-1032 (343 amino acids)
Source: RefSeq, a predicted model, not a curated record